GCUUCACACCCUGCCAGCAUGAGGCUGCUAGUAGAUUCCUCCCCCUCUCCCCCUGCAGAGAAUUCAAACCUUGACAGCAAAAUGUUCCCUUCUCCCAUGCAGGGAUGUUGCUUUAGCUUUGGUACAGGCUGGUGAAGAGCACAGCUAAUAAAAGAGCUAUAAACUGGAACUUCACAGAGGUUUGAAUCUUGUCUCUGCCACCAACUCACUAGGUGCUCUUAAUCAAUGCACUCCUGGCUUCAGUUGUCCCACCUGAAAAAAAAUACCGACCUACUUUGUAGGGUUGUAAGAAUUAAAAAAUGACAAAGCAUGCGAACUGCUUUGAAUACUUGAAAGCAUGGCUAAGACGUUACACAUCUGUAUUGCUUAGUGUCUUUGGUUAGCAAAGUUUGGGAGCAACUGCUUUCAAACCAUUCUUUCUCUGUGCCUUUGAAAUCAAUUUCAUCUCCCAACUAUUUUUGAUUUUUGAAGUAAAGUGCUGGAGCUGUGUAGUUCCUGAAAUUCCUGCAGGGUGUCUUAUUACCAUCAAGGAUGGAAAAAAAGAUUUUAGAAUCCCUCCACAGAUCCCUCAGGGCUAAAAAUACUCUCCAAAGGCAGGUGUUGGAGUGGGAGGAUGGCUUCUCACACAGCCCUCUUCUCUGAAAGUGAGAAUCAGGAUGGGCCCCCAGCCUUUCCUCCACGCACACCCCGGCAUCGCUGGGCAUGUCCAACGAAGCCCACAGAGCCCCACAUCCCCGCAGAGGGUUGCUGAAAAUAACAUCUGCUUAUGAGAGAGGGAGGUAAAACCACAACGACCCAGCCUCGCCUCACUAUGCCUGUGGCAGGCUGAGGAACGUGGUGUCCUGGCAAUCACAAAAUGCAGCAGUGUGUCGCCCUAUUUCUGGGCAUGAUGGUAGUUUGCAGGGAACAGACUGCCUUGUAAUUAUCCCUUCAUUCAGCCAAACAGCCCAGGCUCUUACUCAUAACUGUCAGUACUUAAUUCUCUGCAAAGAAAGCGUUCAGCUUUUACCAGGCUCAAGAAGUCAAGCUGCCUAUUGCCUUGGAUGCUGUUUGGAGAGUGAAGAUCAGUAGCAGCCUCAUCGUUCACCUGUGCUUGGCCCACCCUGAGGAAUCAUGUCGAUUGCCCACACCGCUGGCGAGUACAUGCUCUCGGAUGCUUUGCUUCCGGAUCCAAGUGGUUCCCGGACAAAAGGCCUUCGCUUGGAGCUAUCGUGCGACCGCAUCAUGAAGUUUGUUACAGUGGGACUGCCCCUCUUUUUGGUGUCCUUGGUUUUUGCACGGGAAUUUUCCACUGGCUCCCAGAUCAGUUGUUUCUCUCCCAGCAACUUCACAGGGAAACAGUCCGCCUACGUGGAUGCCCUGUGUUGGGACUCCUUGCUUCACUAUGAUGCCGAUGCGACGGGAGACUCUAGACCCACAUCCCUUUGGGUCCUCAAGGUCUUUCCAUAUUCCUUGCUGGUGAUUGCUGUCGCCAUGUAUCUCCCCUACCUCCUCUGGCGAUACGCUGCUGCACCGUCUCUGAACUGUGACUUGCUCUUUAUCAUUGAUGAACUGGAUAAAUCCUACAACCGCUCCAUCCGCCUGGUGCAGUACAUGGUGAAGCUCCAGCAGGACGGCACUGACCCGGAGGAACUGUGGGAGGAGUUUGGCAAGGCUCGCAAGGAACGAUAUUUUGAAUUCCCUCUGCUGGAGAGGUAUCUCACCUGCAAGCAACGCUCCUACUACUUUGUUAGCAUUUAUGUUUUGCGGAACGUCGUCCUCCUCUCCCUCAUUGCCGCCACUUGUUUCUACUUGGGAUUCUGCCAUGUGACUGUAUUUUUCCAAGAGGAGUUCAGCUGCUCCAUCAAAGCAGGGCUGCUCAGAAAUGAGGCUCACAUCCCCAGCUCGAUUCCUUGCAAGCUGCUUCAGUUCUCGGUCUUCCAGCUGACCAGCAUCAGCCUCGGCUGCGUCUAUGUCCUCCUGGGACCCAUUGUAAUCUACCACUUGCUCCAGCUCUGUCAGUGGGACAAGCGGCUCUUGUCCAUCUAUGAGAUGCUGCCAGCGUUUGACCUCCUCAGUCGGAAGAUGCUGACCUGUCCUUUCAAUGACCUCAACAUCAUUCUGCUCUUCCUGCGAGCCAAUAUCUCCGAAGUCAAGUCCUUCAGCAGGCUGAGCGUCCUGUGCACCCUGAGAGAUGUCACCGCAGACAAGGAGAACAUUGACACUGUGGUGGACUUUAUGACCCUCCUCGCCGGCUUGGAGAUGUCCAAACCGAAGCAUCACUUCUGCACUGACGGAAACUCACUUCAUCCAAACAGUGAAAUUAUUGACAUGAAAUCUGACCUGGAAUCUAAAGAAAACUGACCCAUGCUCUGCUUCGUGGAUGGCGUAGUAAAUGGAGAACGUGGGACUGGGGAGCAGCCCUGGAGCACCGGGUCCCACAGCCUAUCCCGCCCUGUCGCCCAAGGCCACUGAGUCUUCAGUACGAUUCCAAGCUGCAUCAUCUUGUGCUGGUGGGGCUGCGCCUGGCCAUUCCCAUCAAUACUUUUUU
Molecule: messenger RNA, 2530 nt
Organism: Varanus komodoensis (Komodo dragon)
Lineage: Eukaryota; Metazoa; Chordata; Lepidosauria; Squamata; Varanidae
Gene: PANX3
Product: pannexin 3
Exons: 5
Coding region: 1114-2343 (409 amino acids)
Biological process (GO): positive regulation of interleukin-1 production; monoatomic cation transport
Molecular function (GO): channel activity
Source: RefSeq, a predicted model, not a curated record